Aspergillus luchuensis is the source of this 1464-nucleotide messenger RNA. RefSeq names its product splicing factor ESS-2 family protein. NCBI's taxonomy places the organism in Eukaryota, Fungi, Ascomycota, Eurotiomycetes, Eurotiales, Aspergillaceae. The transcript has a single exon. The coding region runs from base 1 to 1464 and encodes 487 amino acids. The record is from RefSeq and is a predicted model, not a curated record. Gene Ontology annotation, cellular component: catalytic step 2 spliceosome.
AUGUCUUUGUAUCACGCGCAAUCACCAGUCAUGUCUGCCGACUCUCAGGCUCUGACCAAGCGUCAAAGCGAAACCAGCCUUAUGCCCCCGCCGCCGCCACCCAAGCGUAUCAAGCGGCCGGCCACUGUGUUGGACGAAGAUAUCUACACCAAUGCUCUGUCGGAGAUUAUCGCGCGUGAUUAUUUUCCUGGUCUCCUGGAAGCCCAGGUGAAGCAAGAGUACUUGGAUGCGCUUGAUUCGAAAAACAAACAAUGGAUCGCAAGCUCCAAGAAGAAAUUGACCGACCUGUUGAAGACACCGGGAAGAGCUCGAUCGCAUUCCGGAUCAGCCAAUAUGACACCACGAGCCACCAAUUCGGGACGCCCUGAAGACACCCCGAUGGGCUGGGGUGGAGAUACACCGAUGUCAGUCAUGUCAACAACUUCGUCAUCUACUACACCCAACGUCGACCAUGCUACGAUACCGGAUGUGUCUCGCCUUGGGCUGCUAGAGUUCCAGGCCAAAUAUACGAGUGAAGAUAAUGAGUCGUUCAACAAGCUGCUCGAUAAACAAAAUGAAAAGCACCGCGAGAGAUAUAAAUGGUUGUGGAGUGGGAAUAAAAUACCGACUGCUAGACAGAUUGCGCAUCGGCGGCAAGAAGCUAAGCGGAUCGAGGCACAAGGGGGUAACCCAGAUCAGCUCAAGCAGGUGGCCAUAAAGACUGACCUGGACGCCCGGCCCGCAAAUCCUGAUACCUGGAAGACUCAGCCCGAGAACUCGCUCAUGUUUGCGCCUUCUUCCAUAGAGGACUCAUAUGAAACUAUACAGCAGAAAGCCGAAGCGUCAUCGCGCGCAGGGCCCAAGCGGGUAGUGUUUCAGAACACACGGUUACCAGAUGAGAGCGUCCAGCAGACGUCAUCUGCCACAAAUGCACCCCCGCCCUCACCUUCGAUAUCGGCCAUUAAAGAUGCUAUUGCCGGACACCCUCGCCCCACCGAAUCUGAAGCAGUAUAUACAGGGGGUGAGACGCCACGAGUGAAUGGGUAUGCCUUUGUGGAUGAGGAUGAGCCUGAAUAUCCCCUCGCUUCGUCAAAUGACAAUAACGAUUCUGCGAUUUCUCUGGAUGAUAUUCGCCUGCUUGGCGGCAGUGAUGCCACACCGAAUCCUUUUGAGAUCAAAGAAAACCGGAGACGAGAGGAUAUUCACCACCGCAUGGUAGAUCGCGUAGCGAGGUCUAAGCGAGCGGAGAAGUCCCUUCGCGAAACAAAGACCCCUGUAACGCCACGGUUCGCCAGCAGCCCACGACUGGACUUUGGUCUGCGCACCCCAAGUGCAGCUACGCCAGGAGGGAGGACUAACAAAGCGUUGACUCCCGCAGCACAGAAGUUACUUCACCAGGUGGGAAGUACGCCUCGUCUAGCGGCAUCGUCCUCGAGUUCAUCUCUGAGGAACAUGUGGACACCGACCCCGAAAAGGGGCAAAUAA